AUGUCGAGCGCAGACGAAUACUCGGUGACACUCUGCACGUCCGGCGCGCAACUCCGCGGAGUGUGCUCCGUCCGCAUCGAAGUGUUUGUGAAAGAGCAAGGAUUCGCGCUCGCCGACGAGAUCGACCAAUAUGAUCCGCUCGCCGCUCACUUCAUCCUCACGCACAACUCCGACCCCAGCACCGCUCUCGGUACACUCCGCCUCCUGCCCUACCCACUACCCAUCCCAAAGCCAGACGAAGCAGGAGCCGAACCCGAUCCGAACUCAUCGUUCCCGCUCGGCGGGAGUCGAAGCGAAUCCGCCAUCGCCAGCGAUUUCAUCAGCGCUGCUUGGUCACACUACUCUCCCUCUGCACCGAGUGCAAGGGAUCCAGCACAGACGGAAGCGGAGGAGAAGGAGACAGCAAAACAGAUGACGGAGAAAGGUGGGGCCAAGCUGGGACGGUUGGCGCUGCUGAAGGCGGCUAGGGGCAAGGGAUUGGGAAACCUGUUGGUGAGGAAGGCGGAAGAGUGGUUGAUCGGCGUUUUGCAGAGCGACGAGACGUCAAAGCAGGGUGCGUUUGGGCCAAGACCGACGCUGCAGGGGGAUCAACAUGGGACGAGGCAGACGAAAGGAGAUGAGGAGAGACUGGAGAGUAUCGUGAUCAAGCUCAGCAGUCAGAUCUACGUGAUCGAUUUUUACCAGAAGUUGGGCUACACGCCUGUCGGUGACAGGUACGACGAGGAUGGCGCACCCCAUCAGCUGUGCUGCAAGCAGCCUUCGACGUCCAAGGUGUUCUGGCAUGCAUCGCCGUCCCCAGGUGUGCUGCGACAGCUUGCCAACUGGACGCCGAGCAAGAGUCAAGAGUCACCCACCUUGCCGCUAUGUACACAGGCCUUUGUAGGAGAGCUCAAGAAGCUGCCAGGAGCCUACGAGGCUCAGUCGCCGCUCAUCGCGCGCGACUCGGCAAAGAGGAAGAAGCUCAUGGAUGCAUCCCGCGGCAGCGCAAGACACGUCUCUGAUCCUACGGCGAACCGGGUCAAGUUGCGUGAGUACAUCAAUUUGGAGCUAUCCGACGAUGACGAAGAGGAUGGAGCAAGCGCCGACGGGCCAAGAAGACUCCUUCUUGGCGACGUGGGCGAGUCAUCGCCGGAGUCGGCAAGGAGAAGGACGAUGGACGCCGGAAACACUGGCAGAAUGCGACAGCCAUCCUCGUCUUCGCAACAUAGCUCAGCACACAGUCACAUGUCACUACCGCUCGACAAGGAUGCACCACAGCAUACUUCAUCGCAUCGACGACUCGAACGACGCCCACCACGCAGACGCAAAAAGGAGUCCUUGAUCGCAGGACUUGGCUUCACGGAUGACUCGGGUCGAGCUACCGACUGCUUGAAGCUGUUUGAGGACCUGCAAGCCGCGAUACAGGGCAUGUCAAGUGCCUCACGCCCCUCGACGAGUGAAUCCGGGGAUGCUGACCAGCGUCCCACGGUCACAAUCGAUGGGCGCAGCAGUGGUGGAGCGAGCAGUGGUGGCAGACUGACAGCAAGAGAAGGUAUCAACAGGACGGCUUCAGCACCUCACGCGUCGCGAGCGGUACAGCACUCGCAGCAGCUUCGCGAAGAGGACAAGCACUCGCGAUCACCAGACCACCAGCACAACGGUUCGACUGCUCCUUUGACUCCGCGUCGCGGCUUCCGCCCGGUCAAGUCGGAUCACGAUGUGUUCAGAGCGGCCGGUAACGCAAGAGGGAGCGAAAUGGAGACUCGUGCGUUGCAGCCUCGUCCGAUCAACCUGCCAUCGGAGCCGCGGGCCGACAGCCAAAGCCUGCAGCAAGGCCCACCGUCCAAGGCGCCGAUCCAGACCAGCACGGUCUUGCAACCCAGUGAGGCAAACGUGGAGCAACACAACAAGGCAAGCCCCACCGCACAGGCGGUGCCAGCCGAAGCAACCAAGUCUACAGCUUCGUCGACGGUCCGGGCACCCGCAAUCGAUGCGCCGAUCCAUGCAACAAAGACAGUCACCGUCGCACAACCGUCUCCUGUCAAACGUUCGGCGCGCAUCGAGGCGAUGCAGCAGACCACCCACAACACCAAGAAGCUCGGCGUGCGCGGCCCUUCGAUGCUGUCUAAAUCCGUAUCACCCCAUGCCAAGCCUGCAUCCUCAACCACCCACACACUGUCUCGCAAGCCAGGCCCCUCGACCACCACCACCACCACCAACACCACCACACCGGGACGUGCGCGUGCACUCGCACUCGGCAAACUAUCACAAGCUCGACAACCAGGUCUACCACGCAGCUGCUCGCAGUCCAUCUCGGCCUCUCAGCAUUGCCCUGCUGCAGCAGGAGGGGCUGUUGGUCCAUCAGCACCGUUCCGGCCGCCGGCGAUCGCGGCGCGAGCAACAACAACGACGCGAAUGACGACGAGAGAGGUGAGGAGUAGCAGUCCGGUCAAGAGGUCGAGCAGUAAGGCGGGACCUGCUUCGUCGGACGACAGUUUUGGCGAUGUGGAUGACGAUGCUGCUUUCUUGGCGUUGGCUUGUGAGUUUGAGUAUUAG
Messenger RNA from Pseudozyma hubeiensis SY62, 2535 nucleotides. RefSeq lists its product as hypothetical. Bases 1 to 2535 code for a protein of 844 amino acids. The record is from RefSeq and is a predicted model, not a curated record. NCBI's taxonomy places the organism in Eukaryota, Fungi, Basidiomycota, Ustilaginomycetes, Ustilaginales, Ustilaginaceae. The transcript is spliced from 3 exons.